AUGCAGCUUUUAUUCUCUGUUUUGGCAACCACCACAGCUGUCCAAGCGUAUAGCUUGGGCAGUGCUGGAUGGGAUGCAGCCUAUUCAAAAGCCAAAGUGGCCUUACUCAAGCUCAAUCAGACUGAAAAGAUCGGUAUCGUGACUGGUGUCACUUGGGAAGGCGGACCCUGUGUCGGAAACACAUACGCUGCCGAGUCCAUCGGCUACCCAUCGUUGUGUUUGCAGGAUUCACCACUUGGCGUUAGAUAUGCAAACCCGGUCACGGCGUUCCCAGCUGGUAUUAAUGCCGGUGCAACAUGGGAUCGCAGUCUGAUGUACGCCCGCGGCGCUGCAAUGGGCGCUGAAGCCAAGGGACUAGGUGUCAAUGUUCAACUAGGACCAGUGGCUGGACCCCUUGGAAAGAACCCCGAUGGAGGCAGAAUCUGGGAGGGUUUCUCUGUCGACCCUUAUCUGAGCGGUGUUGCGAUGGAGGAGACGAUUCAAGGCAUGCAGGACUCUGGUGUUCAAGCAUGUGCCAAACACUGGCUUGGAAAUGAGCAAGAGCACAACCGAGAAACCAUCAGCUCGAAUAUCGGCGAUCGUGCGGCGCAUGAGCUAUAUGUAUGGCCGUUCAUGAACGCCGUGAAAGCAAAUGUCGCCUCUGUUAUGUGCUCUUACAACAAGGUCAAUGAGACAUGGGCUUGCGAGAGUGAUGCCAUUUUGAACAAGAUGAUGAAGAAUGAGCUCGGUUUCCGUGGCUAUGUGAUGAGUGACUGGAACGCACAGCAUACUACUGUCAACAGCGCUUUGGCUGGACUUGACAUGACCAUGCCUGGAAGUGACUUCAACUCCCCACCCGGUAGCAUCUUCUGGGGAGCGAGUCUGCAAAAGGCCAUUGCAGCUGGCUCGGUACCUCAGGCCCGUCUGGACAAUAUGGUCACCCGAAUUCUGGCGGCCUGGUAUCUCCUUGAUCAAGAUAAAGGCUACCCCGAGGUGGCUUUCAGCUCUUGGGAUGGCGGCAAUGCCAGCGUCGACGUGACUGAUGAUCACGGCUCUGUUGUUCGAAAGGUUGCCCGUGACUCGAUUAUUCUGUUGAAGAACGAAGGCAAAACCUUGCCCAUCACCAACCCAAAGAGUCUGGCUGUCAUUGGCUCGGAUGCCAUCGUCAACCCAGAUGGACCCAAUGCGUGCUCUGACCGUGGAUGUGAUAAUGGCACGCUGGCCAUGGGUUGGGGUAGUGGUACCGCGCAGUUCCCGUAUCUCGCAGGUCCCCUCCAUGCAAUCCUGCUUCAAUCCCAGAAGACCGCCACCAAGGUCAUUCAGAGCACCACCGAUGAUACCACUGCAGCUGCCAAAGCUGCAGCGGCAGCCGCGACCGCAGUGGUCUUCAUCAACUCCGAUUCCGGCGAAGGCGUCGGACCCGUGAUUCUUGAAACCAUCCUCGCCCAGCCAAACGUCAAGGCAAUUCUUUGGGCCGGCCUUCCAGGCCAAGAGAGUGGAAACGCCUUGGUCGACGUAAUGUACGGUGCCGUUUCUCCCAGUGGAAAGCUACCCUACACGAUCGCCAAGCAGCGUAGCGACUACGGCACCGGCUGGGUAAAUGCCGAGGUUGAUAACUUCGCCGAAGGUCUUUUCAUCGACUAUCGCCAUUUCGACGAGACUGGUCUCGUCCCUCGGUACGAGUUCGGAUUUGGCCUUUCCUACACGACUUUUGCUUAUAGCGCCAUCGGGAUCCGUGUCUCUGCCACUGCUGGCCCGUCAACUGGAACGGUCAUUCCCGGUGGUCCGUCUGAGCUUUUUGAGUCAGUUGGCACUAUCUCAGCGCUCGUUCAUAACAGUGGUUCGGUUACUGGCUCCGAGGUCGCGCAGCUCUACAUUGGUCUUCCGGAUUCUGCUCCGUGGACUCCGCCAAAGCAGUUGCGUGGGUUCCAGAAGCUGAAGCUCGCAGCUGGACAAUCGACUUUGGCUUCCUUUGAGCUUACCCGACGUGACUUGAGUUACUGGAAUGUUGCGAAGCAGGAGUGGGUCGUGCCUAGUGGUACAUUCAAGGUGUAUGUUGGUAGCUCGAGUCGGGAUAUUCGUCUACAGGGUACAUUUACUGUUCAGUGGUGA
Penicillium maclennaniae is the source of this 2091-nucleotide messenger RNA. Its product is annotated as beta-glucosidase. Gene Ontology annotation, biological process: glucan catabolic process. Bases 1 to 2091 code for a protein of 696 amino acids. Gene Ontology annotation, molecular function: beta-glucosidase activity. The record is from RefSeq and is a predicted model, not a curated record. The transcript is spliced from 4 exons. NCBI's taxonomy places the organism in Eukaryota, Fungi, Ascomycota, Eurotiomycetes, Eurotiales, Aspergillaceae.